AUGCAGGCUAACCUUUCUGAAGAUAAACUAAAAUUGAUUCAAAAAAAUUUUAAUUUAGUUGAUAGCAACAAAGAUAAAAAAAUUGAUGAAAAUGAAUUUAAAACAUUAUUAAGAUUAAUGGGACAGACCAAAACGGAAAAGGAAUUAAAUACAAUUAUUGAAGAUCAUUUCGAUGAUGAAAGUGAAGAUAAUGAAAAUAACAAGAAAGGAAAUAACAUAAAUAAUGAUUCCUUAAAAUUAGGGAAUGAUGACGAUAUAAAAAAAUUAAACUUAAAAAUUAAUAGUAUAAAGAGUGAAGUUAAAAAAAACAGUAGAAAUAAUAUGAAAAACAAUACAAAAAUGAAUGAAUUAACAAAAAAAAAAAAAAAACCUAUUAAUUUUGAAAAGUUUUUGAAAUUAUUUAUGUCAACUUAUACUGAACCUAUAUCCUUUGAUGGACUAAUUAAAUCUUUUGAAAUUUUUGACAAUGAAAAAAAUGGUUAUAUAAAUUUGGAAAAAUUCAAAUAUAUUUUAAUGAAUUGCAAUGAAAAAUUAAUUGAUGAAGAUAUUAAUUUAUUUUUAAAUUUAAUUAAAUUUAAAGACAAUGAUAAAAUUGAUUAUGUUAUGUUAUCUAAAAAAUUAAAAAACAUAUAA
This is a messenger RNA of Plasmodium relictum, 633 nucleotides long. Its product is annotated as calmodulin, putative. The coding region runs from base 1 to 633 and encodes 210 amino acids. Gene Ontology annotation, molecular function: calcium ion binding. The record is from RefSeq and is a predicted model, not a curated record. Gene Ontology annotation, cellular component: myosin II complex. NCBI's taxonomy places the organism in Eukaryota, Apicomplexa, Aconoidasida, Haemosporida, Plasmodiidae. The transcript has a single exon.